Messenger RNA from Phytophthora sojae, 2604 nucleotides. RefSeq lists its product as hypothetical. Bases 1 to 2481 code for a protein of 826 amino acids. Gene Ontology annotation, cellular component: plasma membrane. The transcript has a single exon. The record is from RefSeq and is a predicted model, not a curated record. Lineage: Eukaryota; Oomycota; Peronosporomycetes; Peronosporales; Peronosporaceae. Gene Ontology annotation, molecular function: calcium-activated cation channel activity.
AUGGAGCCUCCGCAGCAGCGCUCGCGUACGGCGGCGCGGCUGAGCGUGACGGCGCCCGAGGACGGUCCGAGCGUGGCCGUGGCCCAGCAGUGGCUGCGCGACGUGAUCCUGCCGCACCGCGUGCGCGACAAGGAGGCGGGCGGCGCCUUCCGCCUCGUGGACAUGGGCGAGGACUCGGCCGAGAGCGAGCUCUUCCCCGUGUGGGGAACGUCGCUGGACGAGCUCUCGGCGUUCGGCAUCGGCCUGGGGCUGUACUUCCGCAUGCUGCUGCAGCUGAGCGUCUUGCUCUUCGUAUUGGCGGCCGUGUCCACGCCCAGCAUCGUCUACUUCGCGUCCGCGGCCUACUCGGGCGCGCUGGGGGCCCGGAGCUUGGACUUCCGCAUCCUCGGGACGGCCGCGUGCACGCGCGAAGUGGACGCAAUCGACACGGGCGCCGCCCUCUACGAGGUGCGCAACGUGACGGUCAACGACUGUCCGCUGGUCAUGCGCCAGCUGCACGUGGACAUGGUGGGGCUCUUGAUCCUGGCCGUCUACUGCAUCGCAGUGGCCGCCAUGCAGACGCGCGACAAGGCGCGACUGGACGCGCUGGAGCAGACCGCGUCCGACUACUCGGUCGUGGUCAAGGACCCGAACGCCAACGCGUGGGACCCGGACGAGUGGGAGCGGUUCUUCGCGCAGUUCGGCCGCGUCAAGUUCGUCACCGUGUGCGUGGACAACAAACGGUUAUUGUCGGCCCUGGCCAAGAAGAGGUACAUGGAGGAGAUGCUCAAGAUGGAGUCGGCCGAUGCGGAGGAGGUGAGGCAGGCGCUGGAGAACGCGGCGGAUCCGACCAAGGCAGCACCGAAGCAGACGCUGCUGCGUCGCCUACGACAGAGCUCGGGACUGGGCGGCUACGACGUGACGUACUGGAACACGAAGUUAAACGAAUUGCGUCGUCGUAUUUGCACCAUGUUGAGCGAGGACAGCUACCGAGUCUGGUCGGUGUUCGUCAUGUUCGAGACGGAGGAGGCGCAGCGACGCUGUCUGCGUGAAACUCGGAUGGGCUUGUUCUCCACGCAAUUCGACUGGACCAACAGGGGCUUGGCCAAGAGACUGCGCUUUCGUGGGACGAAUAUCUUGCAUGUGGAGCAGGCGGUCGAGCCUUCGUCCGUGCGGUGGAACAGUGCGGGUGUACUUUGGAGGUGGAGAAUGCUGCAGCAAGCUCUUACGAUCAGUAUCGUUGGGGGUAUGAUGGCCGCCGUCUACUUCCUGACAUUGUGGCUGAAGGAAACGUACAUCGGCGAUGACCUGCCCGACAGCAAACGCCGCGGAAGGCUGUUUAUCUUGGCGUACACACUGGCGAUGACCGAUCUGUUCGGUUGCCGGAUUCUGAGCUAUGUGGACAAGCUUGAACAGCACCAGACCAAAGAGCGAGAGCAGCUCUCGACACUCAACAAGCUGCUGCUCUUUCGCGGGUUCAACGGCGCUGUUGUCUUGUACCUCCUCAUGGACUUCACCGACGUUUUGUCGCAAGAAAAUCUGCUGCAGAUCCAGGCGUUGCUCAUUGCGAACCUUAUCACGGCGCCUGUGAUCCAACUUAUCAGUCCGUUCGAGAAGUUUUAUCGAUGGUACUACGGACCAAAGGCCAAGACGCAGCGGAAGCUCAACUCGUUCUAUUCGGGUGCCUAUUGGAAGUUGGCUGAGCGGUACACUCAGAUCACGAAGUCCGUCGGGAUCGCGCUGUUCUUCAAGUCGCUGCUCCCCACUGGCCUCAUUAUCACGGGAUUGUCGCUACUGGUGAAUUAUUGGGUCGAUAAGUACUGUUUGCUGCGCAAGUGGAAGACUCCACCUCGAUACGACGGCUUGCUAGCGCGUGCUUCUCGCUAUCACUUGUUGCUUGUGGUAUUGGUGUCGCUCAUCAUGAUGGGCCACUGGUACAAUGGUUGGCCGUUCGACCGCUACACGCAACGCGCCGUAGAAGCCGCCCGAGAGAAAACGCAGUCGAAAUACGACUCUCUCGUCAACACUCUUCACAUCGUUCUCCCCUUCUUGCGCGACGACUACCCGACAACGGCACAGCGGAACCUCAUGGACGUCCUGUACUGGAUCAUCCUGGUUGUCACGUGCAUGGUGGUGGCGUUCGUGCUGCUCAAGUCGCUCUACCGGAGCUACAUGCGCUACAUUGUGGGCAACCUCCCGAGUGGCUUCUUCGGUGGUCGGGCCAAGCAAAGCGACAUCCCAGCUUCGCAAGUCUUCACGCUCAACGGCUACGUCCCGUCGUACGAGUCUCGGUACACUGAUUUCCCCUACCUUUCGGUUCCUCUUGACAGCUUCGAGCCGCGAUACGUUAGUUGGAGUGGCAACCAUGAGGCCUACUGCUUGGUGAACGACGUCCUCGAAGACCCUCAACUCGCUGAGAGUUUAGGAGACAAGCCUCUCCAACAACUCUUCGGUGCCUGUAAACAAUACGACAUGCCUGGUGCCAAGAUGCGCCUCCCGUGACUUCGUUGGACUCGAUCAGUUUGGUUUGAACUGAAGCCGCCACGAAAGUGCGUCUGAAGAAUUUUUCUACCACUCUUCAGGGCCACAAAGCUGAUUAACGAAUGUAUGAUAUUGAUCUGAAAU